AUGGCCCAAGCGAGGAUGCACACCGACUUCUUCUUCAACGUCCAGUUGCAUCACUACGACCACAAGAUCGACUCCAGAAAGGUCGAAAAUGGAUAUGUUGGAAUCUUCGUCAGUGAAAUGGGAGUCGGAAUCCCUGUACUAAACUCCCAAGGCGCCCACGAAAAAUUGAAGGAGAGGCGCGCGAACGGCCAGCAAAUCCCCACCUUGGAGCCCGUUUUGCGCGAGCUCAUUCAAGAUACUGGGAAGAAGGGACUUCUCGUUGGUCUCACUCUGGGAACGUGUGAUUGGGCUCAGCUAGAGCUGCUGGCAAACGUGGACCAGCCCGACACGAAGAAGACCCCAGGACGUCCCUCAAAGGGUGCGUUGGAGGGCAGGUCGAUUCAGUCCAUGCUGCUGUUCUCGCCACUACCAUACGACAACAUGGCGUUCCGUGUCAUCGCCCAUCGCGGAGACAAAGGCUCAAAUGCAUCAUUCUACGCGCUGUUCGAACAGGAUCCAGACUCCAUGCUCUGCAAGGCCGUUCGCAUCAAGUUCGAAGACGUCUUCUUCUUCCCUGAAUAUCGCGACGACGAGGUCAAAACCCGCCUAGAGCGUACCAAAGCAUGGAAGGACAAGGUCUCCGCUGGCCUGGACGCGAUCUCGCCGCAGACAAAAGGCGGUCCGUCAGGUGAGGAUGUGGAACACAAGGAGAAACCAAAGGAGGUCCAGUUGAAGGAUUUGAUGAAGAUCAUGUUGGAGUACAAGCGCCGCCCCAAGGACGUCGAUGAAGCUCAACUCGAGGAAGCCGAGAAGCUACUCAACCAAUUGGGUCCAGGCACACUCAGUGCGCUUCAAGACUCGGAGGAAGCCCAGGAGCAGAUGGCACGCAUUGACCCCUCUUUGAAGAUGGUACUCGAGUUUGACAACAAGAACUUAUGCAAGCUGAUCCACAAGAAGGACGGUCAUUCCGACGGCGUUUACAAGCGGGCGCUCAUAGAGAUUCGCAAGCAAUGGCCCAAAUUGGGCGAGGAGCUGAAGGACGAGGAACGUCUCAAGCAGGUAUUCCGUUGCGCCAACGACGCGGGAAUUACGGUGUCAUAUGGCCGCGUGCGCCGAUUUCUGGUCACUUGCUCCGACAUCAUUACGAGGGAUCUCACAAAGGACCCCCGUGCACUUGAUGAUCCUUCAGCGUUUGCUGAAAUUGGCCAAUUCGUCAACAAGACUCUCAACUCCCUGCUUGGUGCCAACGACACUGCCAUCAAAGACCCAAGCCCAUCCACCAUCAUCAGCAUUUGCGAGGCUGUCCGCACAAAGCUACACGAAAUCAACACGACAUUGAGCGAGACUGCUGAUAAGCUGAAGGUUGAAUACGGCUCAAGCCAGAGAGGACCGUUGCGUUCCACCGAAGACCUCUACAACGACUUCGGGCGGGCUGCAGAUGCAGAUGCCGCAAAGGCGGCCAUUGCGGGUCUAUUCAACGAGGCACUCCGCGUCAGUAUGAGAACGAUUCAGGAGCCGAUGGAGGAUCAAAUGGCUCUUGUGAAGUGGUUCGACAAGCUGAUUGCUGACUUGGUCAAAUGCUCGGAGGAGGACAAGCGGGUUGAGAGUACAUCUGACACCGACUCUGACUCUGACUCUGACACGGAGAUGGGUGAAGCUGAAAAUGAUGAUUAG
Molecule: messenger RNA, 1653 nt
Organism: Ramularia collo-cygni
Lineage: Eukaryota; Fungi; Ascomycota; Dothideomycetes; Mycosphaerellales; Mycosphaerellaceae
Exons: 2
Coding region: 1-1653 (550 amino acids)
Source: RefSeq, a predicted model, not a curated record